AUGGACUAUAAGGAGGAACAGGAGCAGGAAUUGGAGGUGCUAAGGUCGAUAUAUCCGGAGGAAGUGGAGGUUCUGUGUGGGGAGUAUCCCAGGAUAAGAUUCCAGGUGGAUUUGAAGUUGGAGGUGGUGCCCUUGGAGAGGUCAUCUUUUACCUGUGAUACGAUAAGUAAGGAGCAUCAUCUUGUGUUGGAGUUUCAGCUGCCUGAAAGGUAUCCGGAGGAGGCGCCGGAGGUUAAGAUUGAGCCAUAUGUGGUUUCGAUGGAGGGGGGAGGAGAGGAAGGAGAAGGAGAGGAGGAGGAGGAACAGGAAUACGAUGAUCAUGGGAAUCUUAUUGUGGGGAAGGUAGAGAAUAUCCCAGAUCUGAUUACUUUUAACGAGUACGUUCCAAAGCUGAUGCUGGAUGUUCAUCGACAGGUGGAGGAGGACAUGCUGCUUGGGAUGCAGAUGUGUUUUGCAUUAAUCUCUUCGAUCAAAGAGCUAAGUGAAGAUUGGUUUCAAAGGAAACUGGACAGUCUGGAAAAGGAGCAUGAGCGAAGGCUGCGUGAGAGAGAGCUGGAGGAGCAGAAGAAAUUCCGGGGCACCAAGGUUACUAGAGAGUCGUAUUUGGCUUGGAGGUCCAAAUUUAGACAAGAAUUGGGGCUGGAAGAGAGAGAUGCUGAGAGAAGAUUACAGGCACAUUGCGGCAGAAUAACUGGCAGGAAACUAUUCGAACAGGGCUUGGACGGUGAAGACGAUGCAGAUGGCGUUGGAUACGAAGAGGAGCUGUCGCAAGCUGUUCGGGAUUUGUAG
Molecule: messenger RNA, 789 nt
Organism: Eremothecium cymbalariae DBVPG#7215
Lineage: Eukaryota; Fungi; Ascomycota; Saccharomycetes; Saccharomycetales; Saccharomycetaceae
Gene: GIR2
Product: Gir2p
Exons: 1
Coding region: 1-789 (262 amino acids)
Biological process (GO): cytoplasmic translation
Molecular function (GO): protein binding
Source: RefSeq, a predicted model, not a curated record